Molecule: messenger RNA, 912 nt
Organism: Ceraceosorus guamensis
Lineage: Eukaryota; Fungi; Basidiomycota; Exobasidiomycetes; Ceraceosorales; Ceraceosoraceae
Product: Aldo/keto reductase
Exons: 5
Coding region: 1-912 (303 amino acids)
Molecular function (GO): oxidoreductase activity
Source: RefSeq, a predicted model, not a curated record
AUGUCUUCCAGCAGCGGCAACAGCGCGCCCUUUGUGGCCCGAUGGGCGCCCACUCCAGGCGUAAAGCUGGACCUCAGCUCUACAGUGCCCUUGGCGGAUGGCAACACAAUGCCCCUGUUCGGCAUCGGAGCUUGGGCAAUGAGAGGCUCCGAGUGCCACACGGCUCUCUCCCUCGCUUUGGAUCAGGUCGGUUAUCGACACAUUGAUACGGCGAGAUACUACAGAAAUGAAAAGGAGGUGGGCGCGGCUGUGAGAGGAAGCAAAGUCCCUCGAAAGGACAUUUUCGUCACGACGAAGCUGUUCACCAACGACAUGGGCGGAGGCGCGCGUUCGCGCGCAGCGCUGGAUGACAGUCUACGUCAAUCGGGUCUGGACUAUUUCGACUUGGUGCUGCUGCACGCUCCGGACGGGGGAAAGGAGUUCAGGCUCAACACUUGGCAGACGCUCAGCGAGAUGGCGAAAGAGGGCAAAGCGAAGAGUCUGGGCAUCAGCAACUUUGGCGAACAUCACGUGCGGGAGCUGAUGCAGAGCGAGCCGCAAGUGGUGCCUGUCGUCAAUCAAAUCGAAUGCCAUCCCUUUUUUGCCCAAGCAGGACUAAGAAAGGCUUGCGAGGAUGCAGGAAUCAUCGUUCAGGCUUACUGCCCCUUGGCUCGCAGCCGUUACUACGGCGACAAGACUUUGUCGACCAUAGCGUCCAAGGUCAACAAGUCGGAAGCGCAAGUCAUGCUGAGGUGGUUGAUUCAGAGCGGUGUAGUGCCUCUGCCAAAGAGUUCAAAUCAGGGUCGACAAGAAGAGAAUGCAAAGAGCCUCGACUUUGAGUUGGACAGCGGUGAUAUGCAGAAGCUCAACGCGCUCGAUAGAGGUCCUAGCGGAGCCGUGGAGUCUCAGACAAUGUCACAAGACGCUCCUUGA